This is a messenger RNA of Cladophialophora yegresii CBS 114405, 3780 nucleotides long. RefSeq lists its product as uncharacterized. Lineage: Eukaryota; Fungi; Ascomycota; Eurotiomycetes; Chaetothyriales; Herpotrichiellaceae. The transcript is spliced from 2 exons. The coding region runs from base 1 to 3780 and encodes 1259 amino acids. The record is from RefSeq and is a predicted model, not a curated record.
AUGGACCGAUUCCCACAAGACUACGUCGGUCAUAACCUGCCACUGUUGCUUCUUUCCGGACUGAACACGAGGAGCCCGAUCGAGCCAGACGUGUCAAGAAAUACAUAUGACUUCUUGCAUGAAGGCGGAUUCAGGAUCAAGGUCGACGCUCCCGUUGUGGGUGGGUCUCUGGCAGAACAAGUCCUCCAAUCCUUCUGCGACCAGGAUGCCUCGGACGUUCCAUGGCACUCCCAAGCUUUUGCCUUACGGAAUGCCAAAGUCUUCAAGAUUGCGACUGUUGGACGGGUCUUCACUUUUCCGCCUCGCAAAGCACCGCCUCCUCCCCAUUCCCCUCGCUUGUCGGCCGUUGAUGCAAACGGAAGUCCACCGCCCCCGUUGGUGUUACACUCUCCUUUGUCACCAUUGACGCCUAGCUCACCGUUGUACCCUGACGGCAUCGUAUCGCCUUUAUGGAUCACCAAACACCAGACACGACUACCCUGCGCUUUUCUGAGCUUCUUCACACUCGGGUCCGACCCGAACACGAGUCCCCUUCAGGACAACAGGUUGAAGUCAGAGAUCAACAAUGUACGGAAUGUGCUGUCUUCGACAAGUUACAAGACCAAGCAUGUCGUGGUGCUAUUAGGGGAUGGCAAUAUCAGCGUCCCCGAACUUGAGGAUCGUCUCGCCACCAUCCGACGUGCGACUGCCCUCGACUCCAGAAGCCUCUAUUUUCUUGCUCAUAAUUCUUCGUCCGCCCAGGUCGUGGCAUUUGUCAUUAACGUCCUUUCAGCACUUCAUCCACUGUGUAUAGAAUACUACCGCGAUCUGUCUAAACACGCUCGGCGCAAGCGCAAUCGAAGCGCAAUUCCUCAGCCCACAGUCCAACCAGGGACCUCCAACAUAUUGUCUUUACAAGGUUGGAAUGUCCGAUAUGAAUUCAAACUUGGCGUAUUUGCCGAGUUCCGGCAAGAAAUGGACGCCGCUUGUCGAAACUACGAGACUGCGUAUGAUAGUUUGUUCGCUCCUGAGAUUAUAGAUGGCAUUCCUGCAUGGAGCCCGCGCUUCAACGAAGCCAGGUUGUUAGCCGAUAUCAUAGCGUUUCGCACGCUCCGCUGUCUACUGUGGACAGACCAGGGGACAACAGCGGUCAGAUCUUGGAUCACUCAUCGUGAUCGGACAGCUGAUUUGGUCAACCGGAGAGGUAAGGGAACAGCCAACUACGGAUGGGAGGCGUGGCAAUUCGCCUGGGCGAAGAUCAUGGCGGACCUCCUAUCUAGGUCAAAGUAUCCUCUCUUGAAUGUCAAGAUUCCAAAUACGCCUGGACUGCUUCCGAUCUACGUCAGUGCAAAGAGGCUACUACCUGCGGACGAGAGGUCGAAUCCGUGGGAACAGUUACAUCACCAGGGAUAUUGGCUUGAGAUCGCAAAGAACUCUAUUCUGGCUCGCCGAAAAUGGGCAUUACAAAUUCCAGAGGAAGACCGCCAGCCACCGGGUCGCUCCCCCGCGUCCAUUGUUGCUAGCAAGGCCCAGCUUUACGACACAUACCUUGCUCUCGAGCCAUAUCGUGAGGUGCCGGGUGAUGGCAGUCCGGGGCACGAUUAUGCCAAAGAAAUUACGACGACGCUGGAAAACGCUAUUGCCUGUUUUCGGCAUCGAGGCCAACUUCGCAAGACUGAUAUACUCGGACUUCAAAUUGCCUUUCAGCAGAUUGAAAUCCAUUCAUGGGCAGCAGCCGCAUCAACGUUGCAAGAGCUGUGGUUUAGCCAGCACUGGAGAAAGGCAGGAUGGUGGAAGCUUCUUCAAGGGCUUGGCUGGGCGCUUCUUGAUACCCUGACUCGCGUGCAGAACGGUGAGUUGUUAGUCCGGCUGCUAUGGGAAUUAACGAAUGAGGUCUUUGACCGCAAGCCGAACACAAACUAUGAUCUACGGCAAGCACUGGCGCCUUACAGCCUGGAAAAUGGCAGCUUGUCUAUUGCGGUAGACGUUGAUGAAGCUUUGUCACCAUUGACAGCCACAUUCACUUUUUCAACCCACGAUGUGUUCGUUGGGGAGGCACUGGACUGCCAGUUGGCUAUACAGUCUCGAGCGCAGAGCGGACUUCCUGCGAUCCGCCUCUCUGAGGUUAAAGUCAUUUUCGAAGGCAGUCUGAAAUCCAUCUACCUGACCGCCGAAGAUGGCGAGGACGGUGAGGUCGAGAGCAGCGCCUCGACUGCUCACUUCGUGAACGUCGGCUUGGACGAAACUUCAUCAAUGUCGUUUUCCGGGACCAAAAGGUCAUCUACCAUUGCAAUCGCUCUCCUAGCAGGCAAUGCUAAUCUGUCCAUUCCGUCGAGCCAUACAAAGAUUUUCAAAAUACGUGUCAUCCCACGAGAGCCAGGAGACGCGACCGUUGCUUCCAUCACACUUAUACUCCACGACGAGAAAUUCAGUCUUGCUGCCACGUGCUCCAACUUCUCCCACACUGUUGCGCAGUGGUGGGAGACAAAAGAAGGUAUGCCAAUUCCUCGAACUUUAGGACACGAGUCGAAUGGGUUCAACACAAUCCACAUACAGCCCAAACCACCCAAACUGAAGCUGGAAGCGCCUGGUUUGAGAAGGUCCUAUUACACUAAUGAGUCCAUCACAAUCGACUUUGACAUCACCAAUGAAGAGGCCGAGGAUGUGUUGGUUGUGCUCGAGGCGCGGCUGAUCGGCCCCAUUGAAGGAGCGACGCGAAUCAGCUGGACUGGAGACGGUGCAGAUACUGCUCCAGCAACACGUUCAGCACUGGGGAUCCUCACAUUGCCAUCUCGCGAAAUGGGCACAAUCUUGUCUUCUGACAAAGCGUCCGCCUCCAUACGUAUCAUGGGAAUCACCAUCGCAGUCGACCACGAAGUUGAACUUACGGCCACUUACCGUCUAGUUUCCGAGCAGGAAACAACCGUCGCUAAGGCGAUCACGGUUGACGUUGGAGUAGUUCGUCCUUUUGAAGCCAACUACGACUUCACUCCGCGCUUAGACAUAGAUUCUUGGCCAAAUUUCUUCGAUGCGCCCCAACCAAGCUCGGAGACUGCCACCCCAGCGGGCCUGAGACAUUUGUACUCAGUAGCAGCUAGCCUCUAUUCUUUUGCGGCAGAACGUCUCGUGAUCGAAGCAAUUCUCCUGAAAGCCACCAAAGUUGUGGGAGGGGCAGUUUGUUCUUCGGGUACUGGUAUAAUUCGAUCAAAAGAAGAAUCAGGCGCUGCAGGGGGAGCCGCAGAGCAAACUGGCAGGGAGAUCAUAUCGACGGUGAUCCUGCCUGACCAUACCGAGAUAUUCGACUUUGACCUCACUUUACAGAAAAUGGUCCUUGGAGAUCGACAUACCGUUGCCGUCGAUUUGGAACUGGAGAUCGCUUGGCGUAGAGAAGAUUCGGAAGAAGUCAAUACCACAGUGCUCGAAGCAGCUCGUCAUGUCGCACCAAUGGCCGAACCCAGGGUUAUACUGACUGCUUCAGCACCCGGCCCGGGAGCGAUCAACGCGGGAGCAUACAAGUUGUCUUUCACCGUUGAGAAUUCGAGCAUGCACUUCCUCACCUUCAACGCGUCCAUGGAGGCAAGCGAAGACUUUGCGUUUAGUGGUCCAAAAGCGUGCGCAAUAAAUUUGGCUCCCCUCAGCAAGCAGACGUUGGCCUACCGAAUCUUACCAAACAAGAAGAACGAAUGGAUUGGUGUGCAUCUGAACGUGGUUGAUGCGUACUUUGGACAAACACUAAAAGUAUUGCCCGGUGGGAAACGUGUCAAAGUCGACAAGCAAGGCAAUCUGCUAGUUAAAGUCUGA